Molecule: messenger RNA, 1525 nt
Organism: Triticum dicoccoides
Lineage: Eukaryota; Viridiplantae; Streptophyta; Magnoliopsida; Poales; Poaceae
Product: triacylglycerol lipase 1-like
Exons: 10
Coding region: 69-1370 (433 amino acids)
Biological process (GO): lipid metabolic process
Molecular function (GO): hydrolase activity, acting on ester bonds
Source: RefSeq, a predicted model, not a curated record
UGUUGCGUGGGUAAUGCCAACUGCCCUCGACCCGCCGCUUCCGCCCUCCCGACUCCCGACCGGCGGAGAUGGCGGUCCCGGGAGGAGGUGCCGCCGCCGCGCUCGCUCUGACCCUCCUCCUCCUCCUCUGCUCCUGCGUUUCCGGCGCGGCCCACGCCUCCUCCGCCCUCCGCCACGCCGUGCCGCGCGGCGACGGCGGCGGCGGACUCUGCGGGCAGCUGCUCCUGCCGCUGGGCUACCCGUGCACCGAGCACACCGUUGAAACAAACGAUGGCUUUCUUCUGUCUCUUCAGCAUAUUCCACAUGGCAAAAAUGGAGUUGCAGACAAUACUGGACCUCCAGUUUUUCUUCAACAUGGUCUUUUUCAGGGAGGAGACACAUGGUUCAUAAAUUCUGUUGAACAGUCGCUUGGAUAUAUCCUUGCUGAUAAUGGCUUCGAUGUUUGGAUUGGAAAUGUUCGUGGAACACGUUGGAGUAAAGGCCAUUCAACUUUCACUGUGCAUGAUAAGGCUCGCUUGUCAGCGGUGAGCUUUUCCGAAGCUUUUUCUAGUUUUGGAUAUACAGUUCUUUUCUGGGAUUGGAGCUGGCAAGAGCUUGCUGAAUAUGAUCUUCUGGCAAUGUUGAGCUACGUGUAUACAGUUAGGCAGUCCAAAAUUUUGUAUGUGGGGCAUUCACAGGGAACUAUUAUGGGUUUGGCUGCUUUUACAUUGCCUGAAAUCACAAAGAUGAUUAGCGCUGCUGCACUUCUUUGUCCAAUUUCUUACCUUGAUCAUGUUAGUGCUAGUUUUGUUCUCAGAGCAGUUGGCAUGCAUCUUGACCAGAUGCUUCUUACCAUGGGCUUCCAUCAGCUGAACUUCCGGAGCGAUAUGGGAGUUCAAAUAGUAGAUUCUAUAUGCGAUGAUGGACAUGUGGACUGCAACAAUUUGCUGUCUUCGAUAACAGGGGAAAAUUGUUGCUUCAAUGGAUCGCGGAUUGACCAUUACUUGGAGUAUGAACCUCAUCCAUCAUCAACUAAAAAUUUGCAUCAUCUUUUUCAGAUGAUCAGGAAAGGCACUUUCGCAAGGUAUGACUACGGAUUGUUGGGAAACCUAAGGCGUUACGGUCGGCUGUCACCCCCUCCGUUUGACCUAAGCAGCAUACCGGAAUCACUGCCAAUGUGGAUGGGAUACGGUGGUCUUGAUGCAUUGGCUGAUGUCACCGAUGUUGAGCGUACGGUCAAAGAGCUGAGAUCUACGCCAGAGCUGAUGUACAUUGGUGGCUACGGCCACAUUGAUUUCGUCAUGAGCGUGAAGGCCAAAGAUGAUGUUUAUGUCGACCUGAUGCGGUUCCUUCGCCUUAGGGCAAAUGGAUCAUUGCACAGUAGCUACUAGGACUCCACGCUGGUGUGUGUAAUACAGAUGUACAGUUCUUUUCUUUUCUGGAUUUACGAUUGACAGUGCCAUUAUUUAUGUAUAUUAUGAGAUUGUACAUCUCAAGAAAUAAUGUAGUAUGAACCUGUAUAUAAGCUUGCUGGGUUGUGCAAUCA